AUGGCCUCCGUAGUGAAGUACAUACUUGGUGAUCCCAAGCUUGAGAAGCUUAUAAAUGCAAAAGACAAGUACGGAAAUACACCUCUCCAUGUAGCCACAAUACAAUGGCAACUCGAGGUUUGGCUCUCUCUCACCCGGGACAAAAGAGUCAAUCUUGAGCUUGUAAACCACAACAACUUCACGGCUCUCAACAUUGUAGAUGAGGAACUGAGAGAAAUCGAUGCUCCACUUCACCUGAGGUUAACACGGACAAUCUUAAUAUCUGCCAAAGCACCCAGAAGCAAAGACAAAGCAAUUUCACAGACAAUAAGCUUAGGCCAGCAGAGAGAGCCUCCAGACAUAGAUACACUAAAGAGGCGUGCCGAAGUCCGUAUCGUUAUGGCAACGCUCAUUGCUAGUGUGACAUUCACCGCUGGCUUUUCUGUUCCCGGAGGAUAUAAUAGCUCUGAACCAAAUGCAGGAAUCGCUACAUUGUUGAACAAACCGAUCUAUGACGUCUUUGUGAUCUGCAACUCCAUCGCCUUGUACAACUCGAUAAUUGCAGCUGUGAUCCUUCUUUGGAUGCAGAUGGAUGAUUCACAUGCGACACCUCAUACCCUUAGAUAUGCGAGGCUACCGCUGCUCAUAGCUCUUGUCACAAUGUCCGUGACCUACAUGGUGGGGGUCUAUAUGACCAUAAGCAAACGCACUUGGAUCGCGGUUGUUGCCUUAAUCGUUGGAAUCACUGCCCUCUUCAUUGUGUUGAUUCUUUACAUUGCCUUCUUCAUAACACUUGGAUCCAAUUCUCGUAUUUUACAGCUCUUCACCGACUACAUCAUUAGAGCUGCUAUAUUAAUUUCAAGGAGCGGGACCAAAGGAGCUUCCCAGAAGUACUACUUUGCAGGAACCAAAACAUUAAAAACUCAUAGUGACACCAGACUACUGAAAGAUGAAGGACGUGAACACGCUCCUCCCCGUUCUCCUGCUCCAUUCUCUGCUCCCUAUCCACCCUCUCCACCCCGUUCACCUGCUCCACCCCCUGCACUUUGUCCACCCUCUCCACCUAAACGACCCCGUAGACACCCUCCACCCCGUCAACCCUUUCCAGCCGGUCCACCACCGCUCCUUUCUACCGCUUCACCCUUAGACAUACGUCUCCCGUAG
Molecule: messenger RNA, 1143 nt
Organism: Eucalyptus grandis
Lineage: Eukaryota; Viridiplantae; Streptophyta; Magnoliopsida; Myrtales; Myrtaceae
Product: protein ACCELERATED CELL DEATH 6-like
Exons: 2
Coding region: 1-1143 (380 amino acids)
Cellular component (GO): plasma membrane
Molecular function (GO): protein phosphatase regulator activity; protein phosphatase 1 binding
Source: RefSeq, a predicted model, not a curated record